This is a messenger RNA of Brassica napus (rape), 1551 nucleotides long. Its product is annotated as 26S proteasome non-ATPase regulatory subunit 2 homolog B-like. NCBI's taxonomy places the organism in Eukaryota, Viridiplantae, Streptophyta, Magnoliopsida, Brassicales, Brassicaceae. The record is from RefSeq and is a predicted model, not a curated record. The transcript is spliced from 6 exons. The coding region runs from base 556 to 933 and encodes 125 amino acids.
UAAAAAAUGUAUUAAGACACAUUAAAUAGGCAAUAUCUAUUUUAUACUUCUCUAAUAAAUGCUAUCAAAUUAUUAGGAAAAAUAAUUAAUGAAGUAAUUACAAUGUGUUAGAAAAGAAAAAUAAAAGUUGUAAGAACCACUUAAAUUUGAAAAAAUAUCGUUUUGCACUUCAAUUUGAAAAAGAAUGGAUUAUAAUCAUACAAUAACUAAAAGCUGAAUAUCCUCAAUGGAGAGGUCCUCCACGUCGGCAAAAAAAUCGACCAAUCAGGAGAUCCUUUUUGACACGUCAUCUCGGCUGUGGUUUGUUGGGCUUCGAUUUUUUUUUAAAGAUAGAAUGUUAAUGAUGUUGGCCCAGGAAGCUCAUGCGUUUGCUCUUGGCCUUCUUGGUUUCACCUUUCGAUCUGCUGAAAGUGGAGAGAUUCACGUUUCCCUUUCUUAUUUCUCCAAACCCCAGUUUGCUAGAUCCAUUCGUGAAACCCUUUGCUCUUCCUUUCUUCGUUUCCGUUUUACGAUCUGAUCCAGGAUCAAUCAAUACAUCCUCCACAAUUGAUUGAGAUGGCUCCAGGUCCAGAUCCGAACAGCGUUGGUGAUGGUGCGAAGCGGGAUGAAGCUACGACAAAGGUUCCUUCUAAGGAUCCCAAGAAGAAGGAUGAUAAGAAAAAGGAAGAUCUGUCUGAAGAGGACUUGCAACUGAAGCAGAACCUGGAGCUCUAUGUUGAGAGGGUUCAAGACCCUAAUCCUGAACUGCAGAAGGUUUCUCUCGAAAGCAUGAGGCAGGAGAUCCGUGCCUCAACAAGCUCCAUGACGUCGGUUCCAAAACCCCUCAAGUUUCUCCGUCCUCACUAUGGAACUCUUAAGGAGUUUCAUAAAAAUAUGGUGGAGUCCGAUCUCAAGAAAUUGCUGGCUGAUAUACUAUGUCUGUCUUGGCACUGACCAUGUCUGCUGAGGGUCAAAGGGAAAGCUUAGGAUACAGGUUGACUGGAUCAGAGGGUGACAUCGGAUCUUGGGGUCACGAGUAUGUCAGGAAUUUGGCCGGUGAGAUUGCAGAAGAGUAUACAGUUCGUCAGUGAAAGAAUAGUAUGCAAUCGUUCUUUGGAGCUAAACAUCGUUCCUUUGAUGAAUUGUCGAGAAUGUCACUGACCUACUUAGACAUCACAGAUUGCUACAUGUUAGACCGGAUGCCAAAGAGGUUGUGCAGGGGAGCCUCAGUUGUACAAUGUUAAUAUUACUCUUAAAAUCUGGCUUGAUCUUACAGUUUCAAGUUUUUUUUUUUUUGUGUGCAGGGGAGCCUCAGUAAGGACUCUAGGGAAAAAUAUUGGAGCCAAAGAUACAGCCUCAAGGAGACUUCCAGAAAAUUUUAGUAAAUAGUUAAUCUAGAUCUAGAUGAAGCUGCGGUGAAAGUUACCUCAAGGUGUGGAAGUAAUUCUAGAUCUAGAUGAAGCUACGGUGAAAGAGAUGAGAAAGCAAGAGGAGAUUGCUAAAGCCAAGCUAGCCAUGGAAAGGAAAAAGAAGCUGGCAGAGAAAGCCGCUGCUAAAGCUGCCAUAAGAGCU